This is a messenger RNA of Fusarium mangiferae, 2457 nucleotides long. RefSeq lists its product as uncharacterized. NCBI's taxonomy places the organism in Eukaryota, Fungi, Ascomycota, Sordariomycetes, Hypocreales, Nectriaceae. Gene Ontology annotation, biological process: copper ion homeostasis. The transcript is spliced from 3 exons. The coding region runs from base 1 to 2457 and encodes 818 amino acids. Gene Ontology annotation, cellular component: membrane. Gene Ontology annotation, molecular function: ATP binding; P-type divalent copper transporter activity; ATP hydrolysis activity. The record is from RefSeq and is a predicted model, not a curated record.
AUGGCCUGUUGUGCUGUCGGAGCCUACAUCGUCUUCCGUUUUCUCAACAUACACGAGAAAUUAUGUACUCUUUAUCCUCGUCAAAAUCAUGUCGAGCAUAGCCCCACCCAUCGACCAAAAUUCAUCAAAGGUGCCCAGGUCAGCAUCUUGAGUCUAGAUGGCCUUACAUGCGGAUCGUGCGUAUCUGGGGUCCAAGAUAUAAUCGGGUCUAUCCCUGGAGUCUUGAAGGCCACUGUUUCACUCGGACUACUUCGAGCUCAAGUAGAAUUCAACAAUGAUGUUGUGACAGAGGAGAAGAUCAUUGAGGCCAUCCGCUCUGCUGGCUAUGAUGCCAAUUCACUGCCUUCAUCUGAAUCUCAGAGCUGGGCUAGUCUGUUAUCUAUCAUUCAAAAGCCCAUAAACUCCCAGCAACAUCAUGUUAAUUCAUGUCAACGGGACUUUCUUGUGGCGACAGCGGCUUCGGUCCUUUUCUUUGCGUCACGCAUCAUCAAAGCCCUGUGGGCGACGCAAAACAAUUACAUAUAUUUAGUUGCGUAUUUUUCUGUUGUAAUGAGUCUAGUGUCUGGAUUGCAGCUCCAUUUUGAGGCUACACGCUCUGCAUGGCACGGACGAAGACCAGAUAUGGCGACCCUUGCAUCACUGGGUAUUAUGCUGGCUCUUAUACAAGCUGUGACUGAUACUGUACAGACUGAUAUGAAUGGAUUUCAUUGCAUGGAUCCAAAGUCCCUGGAGGCCAUUCCAAUUCUGUCUACGAGUAUCCUUGGUGGCCGCUUACUCAAGGCCAUCCUCUCCCAGCGAAACCAGGUCUUCGCAUCUCCGCUCUCAAAUCUUGUGCCUACCAUGGCUAGGCUAUAUAGCACAGCUGCCGAAUAUUCUAAUAUUCCUGUCGACUUAUUGUCUUCUGGCGAUCGCGUUAUUGUGAGCCAGGGAGAGCACAUACCUUGCGAUGGAAUAGUCGAGAGCACGGAAUCAGCUCUAGUCAUAGAGACUUGGAUCAACGGCUCCUCGGAGCCUAGACUAGUCGAAAACGGCGAUGCUGUGUAUGCGGGUGGUCAGGUACAACAAGGAUCGCUCGUCUGCAAUGCAGCAGCUUGUGGGCGUUCGACUCGCCUAGGUCAAUUACUCACGUCCGUCGUGACGGCGGAAUUGACCAACUCAGAACCCCAGCUUCAUCGUGCUACUUCAUGGUUCUCAAGUGCAGUUAUGUUGUUUGCAGCAGGCAUACUCACAUUCUCUCCUACGUUCACCAGGGGCAGCAGCUGGCCAGAUGGGCUAGGCCGAGCAUCAGCGUUGCUACUAGCCGCUUGCCCGUGUUCACUGAGUUUGAGCAUUCCAACUUGUAAACUACUGGCCACAGUUUGGUUAGUGCGAGCAUCAAAGUUUGGAGUUCAGUUGGUGACUAGCUAUGUAAGGCUACGGAAUGCCGCGUCAGCUAAAACUAUUUUCUUUGACAAGACUGGUACUCUCACGCAUGGAGAUCUGAAAGUGACACAUACGAACUUCUCUAAAGAGUGGUAUUCAUCGCCAAAGCAAGACAUGCUGUGGAGGGCUGUACAAGAGGUCGAAACUGGGAACACCCACCCAGUUGCCCGAGCGCUAUUACAAGAGAGUCAUUUAAGGCUAGGAGAGAAGUAUGAAUGUUUAGCUAACUUGAUGGUGUCUGGAGUCAACCACGAACUUGGUCGUGGCGUCCAAGGGGUCCUGACAGUUAAUCAGCCCAUAUCUAAGUCUGAUGGACUGUCCACCAUUUGGAAGUUGGCCAUGGGAAGCCGUACAUAUAUCGAGAGCCUAGGAAUUUCCAUCGAUCUCAGUCAAAUUCCCGUCAAGAUGAGAACUGGAAUUACAACGGCUGUUGUGCUGGCUGUUGAUGGCAAGCAGGCUGCGGUAUUUGUACUCCAAGAUGCAGUCCGAUCUGAAGCUCACCAAGUCGUCCGACAACUCAAGGACCUGGGCUUGACUGUUGGGAUGAUCACCGGCGAUAACGCAAAUUCGGCUGCCUCCGUUGCUGGCGAAGUAGGCAUUGAUUCAGACAUGGUAUUCGCCAAUGCCCUUCCAGAAGACAAGUCUUGCAUUCUAGCCCGCUUUCUUCAACGCGGACCGGCUAUCUAUGUGGGUGACAAUUACAACGACAUUUUGUGCUUUGCAUCUGCGUCGUUUAGUAUAUGUGUCGCAGGCUCGGAUAUGAAGUCUGAUGAUGCUGACUGUGCGGAUGCGACGUUGAUGUUGUCGGAGACUUCUCCGCUGAGUCGUAUUCCGUUGAUGGUACUCUUGGCACGGCGCAUGAGACGCAUUGUGAUGCAGAACAAUUGCUGGGCUGUUAUUUACAAUAUCCUAUCUUUAACCCGCGUACUUGGUGUUGGUGGGAUAACGCCGCCUUCUCCGGUUUGGUCUAGUAUAGGAAUGGGACUUAGUAGUGUUGUUGUGCUAUGGAACAGCUCAAGGGUGGAUGAGGGAUAA